Messenger RNA from Cordyceps fumosorosea ARSEF 2679, 1041 nucleotides. RefSeq names its product 3-ketodihydrosphingosine reductase. Lineage: Eukaryota; Fungi; Ascomycota; Sordariomycetes; Hypocreales; Cordycipitaceae. Gene Ontology annotation, biological process: sphingolipid biosynthetic process. The record is from RefSeq and is a predicted model, not a curated record. The transcript is spliced from 3 exons. The coding region runs from base 1 to 1041 and encodes 346 amino acids. Gene Ontology annotation, molecular function: 3-dehydrosphinganine reductase activity. Gene Ontology annotation, cellular component: endoplasmic reticulum membrane.
AUGGCCCUGCUGCAGUCGCCGGUUCUCUGGGUCGCAGUCACGCUGGCCAUAACACUGGUCAUUGCAAACACAAUGGGUCUCUUUGGUGCUAACAGGAUGCCAGUGGACGGCAAGACUGUCCUGAUUACCGGCGGAUCAGAGGGCAUGGGCCUCGCCGUGGCGACGCAACUCUCUGCCAAGGGCGCCAACCUCAUCCUCGUCUCACGCAGCGCGGCCAAGCUCGAAGACGCCAUGAAGGCCGUCAAGGCCGCCGCCAAGAACCCCUCGACGCAGCGAUUCCACUACAUCCCCGCCGACGUCUCCGUGCCCUCGUACGCCGACACCGUCGUCGCCGCCGCCACGGCCUGGAACGGCGACCGCGCGCCCGACGUCGUCUGGUGCAUCGCCGGCGUCGCUGUGCCCAAGCUCUUCAUCGAGACCGACGCCGCCGCCCUGCGCCGCCAGAUGGACAUCAACUUCCACGGGACCGCCGACAUGGCGCACGCCAUCCUGCGCGCCUGGCUCGCCCCCGGCCCCGACACCACCUCGUCGCCCAAACACCUCGUCAUGACCUCCAGCGCCGCCGCGCUCUACACAAUCCCCGGGUACGCCGGCUACGCGCCCUCCAAGUGGGCGCUGCGCGGCCUCGCCGACACCCUCUCCCAGGAGGUCCUGCUCUACCCGGGCCGCGACGUUCGCGUCCACGUCGUCUUCCCCGGCACCAUCCUCUCCCCCGGCUUCGUCGCCGAGGAGCGCACCAAGCCCGAGGUCACCCGCCAGCUCGAGGCCGCCGACCCCAAGCAGACGCCUGAGGAGGUGGCGCGCGCGGCGAUCCGCGGCCUCGAGGCCGGCCAGUUCAUGGUCGUGGUCAACUGGCUCGGCCACCUCAUGCGCUUCGGCGUCAUCGGCGGCUCCCUCCGCAACAGCUGGCUCCUCGACACCCUCGGCGCCUGGCUCGUGCCGCUCAUCUGGAUUUUCGUGCAGCACGACCAGCUUAGCACCGUGCGCAACUUUGGCAAGAAGCACGGCCAUCCGAGCACAUACGCCAAGACCCAAGAGUGA